Dichomitus squalens LYAD-421 SS1 is the source of this 1638-nucleotide messenger RNA. Its product is annotated as P-loop containing nucleoside triphosphate hydrolase protein. Gene Ontology annotation, biological process: protein insertion into mitochondrial inner membrane from matrix; mitochondrial respiratory chain complex III assembly. Bases 1 to 1638 code for a protein of 545 amino acids. Gene Ontology annotation, molecular function: ATP hydrolysis activity; ATP binding. Gene Ontology annotation, cellular component: mitochondrial inner membrane. The transcript has 5 exons. NCBI's taxonomy places the organism in Eukaryota, Fungi, Basidiomycota, Agaricomycetes, Polyporales, Polyporaceae. The record is from RefSeq and is a predicted model, not a curated record.
AUGACGCUGCCGCAGAUGAUCAUGAUGAUCUUCUCGAUGUCGGCGUUUCGCGACUGGGCGAAGCUGCUCCUCAUCGGCGCGUUCCUCGAAACUUGCCGCAGGAGCUUUACGAGAGUUUGGGAGGGGAUCGUAGACUACUUCUGGGUUACUGUCUCCCUUGAUUGGGAUGACGACGCCGCUGAUUGGUUGAUGUAUUGGCUGUCGCGGCGGAAAGUCUUCCAGACCGCGCGCAGCAUUGAAGUCAGCACUUAUUUCUUCGGGCUCGACGACGCACGCGCGGACGAUCUCGGAGAGGUUGAAGACGGGGAGGACCAGGUGUCGUUCCUUCCCUCGCUCUCGCGGACGUACUCGUUUUGGUACCGCAGACGUUACGUGACUGUCAGUCGGAACCGCGAGAAUGAGGGCGGCUGGCAUAGGCCCAAAGUCAGACUAGAGGUCCAGAUGCUCACACGCAAUUCGCGCCUUCUGCGCGAGCUCCUGAUGGAAGCGCGCAAGGAGUACAAGGCUGCGAGCGAGCACCUGAUCAACGUCUAUGUGGCAGAAACAUCCGACCGGUGGAAGCGGGUCGCCACCCAGGAGAAGCGUCCGACGUCUUCUGUCAUCCUCGACCCGGGCGUCCUAGAGCUCAUCCUAGACGACGCCAAGGACUUCCUCAGCAGCAGGAAGUGGUACGCCGACCGAGGCAUCCCGUUCCGCCGGGGAUACCUGCUCUAUGGCGCGCCGGGCGCGGGAAAGACAUCUCUGAUCCACAGUAUCGCGGGCGAGCUCGGGCUGGACAUCUACAUCCUCUCGCUGACGGUGAUGGCCCUGGACGACAACAGCCUCAAGUCGCUCAUCGCGCACCUGCCGAAGUCGUGUAUCGUUCUCAUCGAGGAUAUCGACGCCGCGUUCACGCGCGGGAUGAAGCGCGACAUCUCCGAUCCCGAGGCGCAGGGCGGUCCCGCCUCCGCUGCCGAGGGCAGCCCGAGGGAGGACGGCUCCAAGGGAAACAAGAGCACACGGGACACGUUGUUCAAUGGCGUCACCCUCAGCGGGCUGCUCAAUGCGCUGGACGGCAUCGCUGCUCAGGAAGGCCGGAUACUGUUCGCGACUACGAACGACUACUCGGCGCUCGACCCUGCACUGCUGCGGCCUGGGAGGCUGGAUCUGCACAUCGAGUUCAACCUUGCGAGCGAGUAUCAGGCGAAGGAGCUCUUCAAGCGGUUCUAUACGUCUUCUGCGGACGCUCCUGCUGAGGAGGCCGAUGAGAAGAUCAACGAAAAGGACUCGGGGUACAACUCACGUUCGGCCUCCCCAGCUCGCGCUGCCGCCGCCGAUCCUCAGUCUUCAGCGAUGCCUGAAAGCGUGAAGAGCGUAUAUGUUGGAAUGACACACGCAACGCGUACAUAUCAAUUGUCUCCGGAGAAGGCGGAGGCCCUCGCAGAGCGUUUCGCUGCAAUCAUUCCUCCGCGCACGUUCUCGAUGGCGACGCUGCAGGGAUACCUGAUGGCGUACAAGGUUCGGCCCUAUGCUGCGGUUAUGGAGGCGCCUGCCUGGGUUGAGAAGAAGCAGAAGGAAAAGGCCGGUCAGGCGGUAGCCAAAAAAGACUCCAGCCUGAGUGGAGAAGGGCUGGAUAAUGCUUCGAAAGUAUCUUCGUGA